AUGUAUAACCCUAUCCCGUCAUCUGAUAUAGGUAGAUGGAGAAACGCUCCUCAAGAUCCAAAAAACUCGUACUCUCCCUAUAGCUCGAGACCAUUAGCCAAAAACCUUGGUUCUGGUCUUACAAUUCCUGCGCCUUGUACCGCAUCAUCGUCACACCCUAGAUUAUUGCCCACCUUACCUCUUUCACCUCAAAACGAUAAUACUGCAUACGAAAGAUCGUCGCAUCCAACCAUCUUGGUAGCUCCAACACCAUCACCUCCUGCUAGAGAAGAUAGGUUGCCACUUGAUGAGAAUGAUUCUAUCGUCAAAUGUCCACUGAAGCGUCGAGUACGAGCUUCAUCCAAAGAUACAGGUCCCUCGAAGGUUCCACGAAUAGUCACGCCAUCGCGAGAUCCUUGUAAAUUAACAUCAUCAUCAUUAGGUACUAAAGAAGAAUCUUCUCUCAACCUUGACCAUCACCCUUCUGCCCAACUGCCACGUUCGUCUGGAGUCGAAUCAACGAGCAGAAAUGCAGAUAAACCUGUUAGAGAGACCACCUCCCAUAGAACGAGACUUUCCAUCCAACUCGCCAACAUAGAGUAUGAGUUAUCUCACAUUAUGGACACGGUGUUCCCCAACACCGAUGAGACUUUCACUUCGACCUGUUACUCUUGUAAAAGUCUGCUAUUGAAGUGUACAGGUAGAGAUUGUGCUGGCUGUAAAUCUCGACAAGAAUUAUGUAUACCUUGUCCAAGACAACUUGAUCAAUGUACUCUAUCAGAACAAUCUCAGAUCAAUGAGUAUAUUCGACUGUGUCAGUUGUGCUUUAAAUUGGACCAACAAGAGUCAAAGAGAAAAAGUGUAUAA
Molecule: messenger RNA, 846 nt
Organism: Kwoniella mangroviensis CBS 8507
Lineage: Eukaryota; Fungi; Basidiomycota; Tremellomycetes; Tremellales; Cryptococcaceae
Exons: 6
Coding region: 1-846 (281 amino acids)
Source: RefSeq, a predicted model, not a curated record